AGAGUGAACGACCGGUAAAUACGAAAGGGGGAGAGAAACGCUAAGCUGCUAACUUGAUGAAAUCAGAAUAAACGGACUCGGUCGAGACUCGAGAUGGCAUCCAACUUCCGCUUCCCGAUUCUUCCCAUCGAUGAGCUGAUAGCCUGGCUGCGUGUGGAGCUGCAGCUUGAAGAUCUGAACCUCACUGAGGAGGACUUCAAGAACCCACAGCCGCAUCGAGUGCAGAUUCUCUAUCGCAGAAUUCUGGAGUCAGAAAUGAACAUUCGUCAGGAGAAGAUCAUUCAGCCUCACUUUGAAGCCGUCCAGCAGAUUUCUUACCCAGAAUUUUUCGAUGAAAAUAUCUCGCUCAUCAACUUGGCCAUGGUCAUGGCUCGUUUCAUGACAGCAUGUGAUGUACACGACUUCAAGUUGAAGGAUCUCACCUGUCCAAAGCCCAAGCGUACCAUGCGCAUGGUGAGCGCAGUAGCUAACUUCUGCCGGUUCAAGACGGCACGUCUGGAGACCUACGAGAGAAUCCGAGCUGAUGUGGAUAGCGUGAAGGAGCAGCAUGAUCACUACCUGAGACGCAUCGAUGAGCUGAAAUCCCAAAUAAACACCAUCAAGGCUAACCAAGCCGAGAAAGAAGUGUUCGUCAAAGAGAUGUCUGCCAAGGUUGACGAGCUUGGGACGACAAUGAAUGGCUACAAAGCGGAACAGGCCUCGCUACAGCAGGGCAUCCAUCAGAUCAAGACCAGCUGCUCAGAGAAAACGGCAAGAUUGGAGCAACUGAAGCUCAAUGCCCUCAAGGCCCGGGAAGCCUGCAACAAGCUCCGCCCCCAAAUCAUCCAGUCCCCCGAGCGGAUCAAGACGGACAUGGCCCGCAUGCACAAUGCCAUCGCGGCUGGGAAGAAGGCUACAGAGGAGAAAGGUCAGAGGUUACGGGAGCUGAGCAGCCAGAAGGAGAAUAUGUUGGAGCGUUGUGAGGCAGGGGAGCAAGGAGUCAAGCUGCUGACGGCCAUUAACACGGAACUGGAAAAACAAAAGGAUGCCAAGGGUGAAGUUGAGAAGGUCCGCGAUCACAUCCUGAGCCAGAAGGACGCCCUGAGAGACCUGACCGCUAAAGAGGCUCAGCUGAACAGACAGCUGGAAUCUAAACAAGACAAGGUGGCUAAGGUUCAGCUCCAGCAUCAACGGAGCAAGGAAGACAUCCGAGAAGCCAUCACAGCCAUGGAAAGUAAUCUUGCAAGUUGUUCACAGAAGCAGCAGAAGAAGAUGGAUCAGAUCUCUGCUAUAGAAGACAAGAAAACCCAAGUCAGACAACAGUUGGCCGAAGCUAAGAAUGUUCACGACGAUAAGAUGAACACUGCCAGAGCCAACUACUCAGAGAUGCUACAAAGUAUUGAUGUAUACCACAAGGAUUUGAUAGAAGCGUUUGAGGCGGCUAAUCCCAUCACAAUACUCGGUGACCACUAGGCCUGCAACACACAGGGAGCUGAUGAGCUCAUUCCAAUAAAUCCCAAGUUUCAAGUACUUCCUGGGUUUUUUUUGUAAACAACUGGUCAUUUCAAACCCUAACUCUAAAAUUGAACACCUAAUAUUGCCAUAGUUUAAUAUGUUCUUCAGACCAUACAUCCAAACCGCUAUUACUGUAUACAGGAAGCUUAAUUGCCAACAAUUUGCCCAAGAUAUAUGGCAUUGGUGUAGCACAGUGAUUGAUUGUUAUUAUUUUGUAUUAAUUGAUGUAUUUUGCUAGCAUACAGCAGAGAUAAUGGAUGAUGCCAAGGAAGUUACUAGUAAACUUGUUUCUUUACCGUACCAACACGAAUGAAAAAUGACACAACUGUACAAGUUGACUGUAAUGGACAAAUGCAUGCCAUUUAAUGUCAGACAGUAAUAUCGUUUCAAAAUAUUUUAAAAAAUAGAUCUAUUCAGACAUGUUUCAGGUUAGUUUUAUUUCAAAUGUGGAUCUUUGAAAUAUGAUCCUUGAUCUUCAUGUGAUGAAAUCGUUAGAAUUUCAAAAAGUAAAUCUUAUUUACCCAGCACAUGUUUAUGGUGUUUCUACACAGCGUCAUAUUUCAAUACAAUAAAUAUAUUCUUAAAUCUUAUUACCUCAAGUAAAUUCAGUUUUGGAAAAAACUGUGUUCUUUUUACAUUGGGUUGAAACAAAUAUAUGAAAAUACUUACUUUCUUAGUUGUGUCCCAUCAGCAAUGAAAACUAAAUCAUAUUAUAACUGACAUUUUACUUCAAGCAAACUUGAUGCACAGUAAAGUUGGGCCAAGCAAGCUGUACACCAACUGUUCACAGUUGCAGCAGGAAUGGUGCGCGCAUAUUGGACUAGCACGAUACGUGGAGUACGGUAUGGACUGUGGUAUAAUGUAGCACAGUUGGUUGCCAUGGAUCGCCCAAUCAGGACAGAGGAUUCAAGUUUGCUUGGAAAUAAUUUUUACACGCCUUGGCUUUUGUUAGAAGUCUUACAUACAUUGUAUAAAUUGGUUGAUAAGUGACAUUGGAAUAUGGGCUGUUCUUCUGAAAAAGUUUGUUACUUUUUGCAUGCUACAAAUUAUUAUCAAUUAUUUACAUGACUUGAUAAAAAAUAGGGACGAUUAUUAUGUACUGUAUAUAACUAUCUUGUAAGGAAAGCAAAAUUUGGUGGAAAACUUGUCCCAAUUAACCAAAAUCCUGCGUGAGGAUUAUAAGUUUUGCUGAAACAGUGUCACUUUUAAAUAGAAAUGGCAAAAGUUUAAUUUGUCUGUUCCAAUUUUCAAAUUCUCUGGAUAACUCAAACCUUCACAGGGAAAACAAUGUAAAUAUUCUUUGUGGUAGUACAAAUGGUAGUAACGUACAUGUGCAUGUACAGUUAGUGUGUUGUAAAUAAAGAAUGCUUGGAAUAGCAUUGAGUUUAAUACAA
Molecule: messenger RNA, 2888 nt
Organism: Patiria miniata (bat star)
Lineage: Eukaryota; Metazoa; Echinodermata; Asteroidea; Valvatida; Asterinidae
Gene: nuf2
Product: kinetochore protein Nuf2-like
Exons: 12
Coding region: 94-1452 (452 amino acids)
Biological process (GO): kinetochore organization; meiotic chromosome segregation; attachment of mitotic spindle microtubules to kinetochore
Cellular component (GO): Ndc80 complex; kinetochore
Molecular function (GO): protein-containing complex binding
Source: RefSeq, a predicted model, not a curated record